Molecule: messenger RNA, 1563 nt
Organism: Linepithema humile (Argentine ant)
Lineage: Eukaryota; Metazoa; Arthropoda; Insecta; Hymenoptera; Formicidae
Source: RefSeq, a predicted model, not a curated record
AUGGAGAGAGAUUUUAAUAAAAUCGUGCUACGUCUACUGUUAAGAAAAUUGUAACACAACAGAAAUGAAUGAGAAUAAGAAAGGUGUCAUCGACAUUGCCGAAAUGCCUUAUCCACAGUGGACCACUACGAAAACUUGGCAACCUGUCGCUAUUAAAGUUCAGUCGCCCAACAAAAAUAACCUGCGUAACCUGCGGAACAGCAGGUUUGAUUCCAUGAAAACCGACUUGGUUGUACCCGAAAUGUCGUCCACCAUACCCCCAUCGGAGACUUUCAACCCUGCUACUGAUAGUUUACAUGCGUCUAUGAGACCGAUCAUCAUGCUGGCUCAAUGCUUCUCCAUGCUUCCGGUGUGCGGUGUCAAUAGACCAGACGCUUCAUAUCUUCGAUUUACAUGGCGCAGUCCAAAAAUUCUAUAUUCAGCGAUUGUUUUCCUGGGAAUAGUUACUGUGUCAGUUUGUAACGUGUGGCGGUUGUGUUCAACGGGAUUAAAUUCCACCAAAAUGACGACCUUUGUCUUCUAUGCUACAACUCUGGUGACUGCCGUCUUGUUUCUGCAGCUGGCAAGACAGUGGCCUUGCUUGGCAUUAAUUUGGGAGAAACUUGAGCGCGAAUUUACUUCCAGACACCGAAGAGUUUCAAAGACCACCCUUGCAACUCGUUUUAAAAUUGUAACUGCCGUUGUCAUGUUGCUCGCAUUAGUGGAACACAGUGCCGCUGUUGUUUCCGCAUAUAUCAGUGCAGUGGAAUGUGCAGCAUAUCGCAACGAUACAGACGUCAUCGGCACUUACUUUCAAUCACAAUUUCCUCAGAUUUUCUCAAGAAUUUCCUACAGUCUCUGGAGAGGAAUUUUGGUUGAAGUUAUAAAUAUUCUCAGUACAUUCUCGUGGAACUUUGUCGAUCUCUUUCUUAUUCUGAUCAGCAUAGCUUUGGCAGACCAAUUCAGGCAAUUAAACAGUCGUCUUUAUGCGAUAAAAGGAAAGGCAAUGCCGGACUGGUGGUGGGCUGAGGCUAGAAACGAUUAUAAUCACUUGGCGACCCUAACGCGUAGAGUGGAUUCUCACAUCUCGAGUAUCGUGCUUCUGUCCUUUGCCACCGACUUAUAUUUCAUCUGCAUUCAACUGCUGUUUUCCUUCAAUCCAAUACGCGGUAUUGUACGGAAGAUCUACUUUUGCUUCUCCUUCGGCUUCCUGUUGGCAAGGACAACAGCGGUAUCCUUGUACGCAGCUUCUGUUCACGAUGAAUCUCUUUUGCCAGCACCGGUUUUGUAUAGUGUUUCUGGUUCUAGUUACAGCAGUGAGGUGGCGAGAUUAUUGACACAAGUAACGACGGAUAAUAUAAGUUUAACGGGGAUGAAAUUCUUUUCUGUGACAAGGAGCCUCGUAUUAACCGUUGCUGGAACCAUCGUGACUUAUGAAUUGGUUCUUGUACAAUUUAAUUCUGUUCAGCAAGUGGACCAGUCAAAUAUGACGAAUGUUUGCGAGGUGAGGUAAAAAAAUAUUUUCAAAGAUUUUUUCAUCACUUUUAUAUAUAUAUUUGCUUUUGCAUUUGUAAAUUACGCAAG